Exophiala xenobiotica is the source of this 3597-nucleotide messenger RNA. RefSeq lists its product as uncharacterized. The coding region runs from base 124 to 3456 and encodes 1110 amino acids. The record is from RefSeq and is a predicted model, not a curated record. The transcript has 2 exons. Lineage: Eukaryota; Fungi; Ascomycota; Eurotiomycetes; Chaetothyriales; Herpotrichiellaceae. Gene Ontology annotation, cellular component: Golgi apparatus. Gene Ontology annotation, molecular function: protein binding.
CCCAAGUCGGUUCAUAGAGUGGCACUGACACUGACGGGAAAAGCCUCCUAACACUCCAAAACAUAUCUUGCGUGUCUUUUGCUAUUUGCUUCUUUUAUACUUACAUGUUAUCCUUUGGAGCGUAUGCCUGCCAUACCACCGUUGUGGAUGGACUCAUCUAGAUGGCGCUCCGAGCCGGUCGACUGGGCUACUUAUGCCUAUCAAUUGCUGGCCCCGAGAGUUAACGUCAAGGGUCGCAUGGCUCUGGUUAUGCUGUUGGCCGUCAUAUGGGCUUUCUCAUGGCUCCUAUGGCGUGCCUACUCCGUCCUGACCACUCCGAACGAUGUCCUAGUAGAGAAACUCGGUCUCGAUAUCCCUCCAACUCCGCUCAUUACCCUCGAAGACAUCUCCGACCGCGAGCUUCACAUCACCUGGAAGUAUUCGGAGCCCUCGACUUCUGUACAAGAGCACCAUGUCGAGGUCAAUGGCAGGAUUGUUGGGACAACAAGAAAACACGACAUGGGCGCGGCUAUCUACGACCUUACUCCAGGCAGCAUCUAUGAUAUCCGUGUCUUUUGUGUCAGUUCCACGAGCUUCCAGACACCUAGCAGUCCCCUGCAUGUUCGCAUGCCCGGGUCUCACUCGAAUGCCCCCCCAGAUGAAUCGGACUCUGUCCCCAAGGUCAGAGCCAUUCUAGUACGAAAUACCACGACGCUUGCACCAGUCUCUGCACCUACUAUGAUCCGAGAGUUCAGUGGCGGGCAACCGACGGCGCGGAGAGGAACAACUGGACGGAGACCUUCGCCCGCGAAUCACGCCGUUGAUUCUCAGCAGGCUCAAGAUCCCGCGUCGAGAGGCGCGGAUGAAGAGGCGGACGGCAAUCUUGCAGAACUGUCACAACGGUUUCAAAAGGUCCAGCAAGACAUUGAAGCGAUGGAAUUACAGAUUCAAGAGGAGGAUAGAGAAUUUGACAACGCACUAAAAGAACUCGAGGCCAGACGGGACGAGUUGAGGCAAAGCCUGAAGGAACGGGACGAAGCAAGCAAUGAUCUGCGCAAGCAGGUUCACAAAGCCGAAACUGCUAGCAGAACUGCUCAGAGCGAGAAGACGAAGAAAGAGCGGCUAUUGCAGCAAAAAGAAAAUCAAAGAAGGAAACGCCGAGAUGAAAUUGCCAAAUGGGAGGAUCAGACUGCCUGGAUGAUGAAGGAGAUUGCUGGUAUUGAGACCCAGAAAGCUGCUAUUGAGCAUAGGGCGCAAUCCGACCUUAGAGAGAUUCGUAAGAAGGUCGAGGAGGAGCAGAAAGAGGUUGCAAUGCUGGAGGAAGACAACAAGGAGAAGGCUUUGCAAAUCAAGUCCAUGGAAGAAGAGCGCCAGCAGGUGAAUGUCGAGGAUGAAACAGACGAAACUCGAGAGGCCGAUCGACUGGAGCGUGAGCGCGACUUGAGAUGGAGAGCGAGGUACGACAGCCUACAGCAAACUUAUGCGCGGCUGUGGCACGAUUUGCACAACAUCAAUCAGCAGGUUAAGUUCACGCAGGAGCAAAUCAAGACAAAUGAAGCGAACAGAGCCAACACGGUGUCAUUUGCGCCAGUAGCUCCUUUCGAUCCUGAAGCUUUUCGACGAAGCAUGCGUCCUAUACGGCGACCACGGCAUACCAGUUCUCACGGGAGUAGCAUUUCCUCGCCUCGGGGCCUGUUCGCUGGUCCGGAGCCUUUUCCAGCUGCGUUGCAUUAUACAGCAGUCACUAAUGCAUCACCUACGACUAUUGUGCCAAAUUAUUUCAAUCCGCAGAACGGAAUGACCCUGAGCAUGCCAUCGGACAUCACGGCGUCUACUGCUGACGACAUCGAGCCCGUCACGAGCGUUCCAAUGAGUCCUAGAGCGGACUUGCUGUUACCUGCUGAUCUACUUGGAGACGAAUCUGCAGAUGAGCUACUGGACACUGAUCUUGAAACCGGCCCAACAGCAGGAUCCGAUUCAGGAACGGCACCUUUCCCCAAGAUAGGUCCUCCAGCGUUGCAGGAAGAUAUUCGCCGUACAGAAACGCCGUCUGCCGGGUCAUCGUCAGGCCGAUCGUUCUCCAGUCCCAUGCAAACCUCUGCGCCGGUCCUCGAUACUGAGAAGUCAUCAGACUCGGGCAAGAAAUAUGACGAGAAGGCUGAUGAGACCGAGGAAGAAGCCCCUCAGCAAACGACAAAGCCAAAAUAUAUGUCAAUGUCUUCCAUGUUUGGGCUCAACAGGCAGCGUGGGAAGACUUUCGCCGAUCAGCCACCACUGCUCGGGUCUCUGAAGUCAGGCCAAAGUCAGUCAUAUCCUCGAGAAAUGGACGAGUUCGAUGCCACAGCACAGCCGAGGAGACGUCUGAGCUACGGUGGAAAUUGGGCCCUUCCUGGGACACUUCUGCGAGGAAAUGGUUCAGAAGAAAAGGUGUCCGAGCCUUCACGCUUCGCAUCAGCGCGUCGUGCUUUUGGAUUCCCUGGAUUCGGCAAAUCGGCAGCUGCAUCUGGAGCGUAUGACCCCUUCGCACCAAGGACGGGCUCAUUCGAUCCUGGGCUUCGUGGAGACACAUCCUCUCCUCGACCAUCAUCUACUUACUCGUUCGACAAGUUGCCUCGUCCUUCCUUGGAAGCUCAGUUCAACGCGUGGAAUCCGGAGAAGUCAGCGAUGCGAAACAGUCCGCUUGCUCCGGACUGGGGUUCGUUCCAGUCCUUUUCACGAAACCACUCGCGUCGCCCGUCCGUGGUGCAUGCUUCUACCAGUAAUCUCUCGCUGCCAAAGAAUGAAUCCAUAAUCAUCGAGCCAGAAAGGAAACCCAUACGUCCUAUGCAGGCGCCCAUCGGUACACGGCCAGCAUCAUCACAACAAGCCUCGACACCGAAACUCAACCCUGCUGCGCCAUCAUUUACCACGUUGUUUAGCAGGAGAAGUGAGAAGAUUAAAGAGAAGUCCAAGUCCAAAGAGUCCAAGGAGAGAUUGACAGAUCCUGAGGCAACUUCGCCGGCCGAGUCACGGAAGUCCAAGGAUACUAGUUCUCUGGCCGCGACAAUCUCGACUGUGGACUCUGAUACUCUUGACCGCACUGUGUCUGGGACCAGCGCCAACUUGUCAAUGGAGAGCACGCCUGUCAAACCAACAUUCAUCUCCAAGAUCACCAGAAAAGCCAGCAGCAAUAAGUUUGGAAGUUGGAAGGAGAAAGGCGGAGGUCUCUUCUCAAGAAAAGAAGCAUCUGCACCAAAUGGUGAGAAUGAGGAGGAGCAAGGAUCAAGCGAGCAACUUCAUCUUGGGAGGAGCUUGGAGAGUACCUCGACUACUCCCAGCGCGGAGGAGAAGAAGACCAGCAGGACCAGCCUGAGCAACUGGAACUUUAUGCGUAAGAGCAAAAAGGGGACAAGAGAGGAUCUGACUGCGAGUGAGAUUAGUGAGAGUAGUGAGCGAGCCAGCGAGACUGGAGAGGAAAGGGAAGAUGAUGAUGCAUGAACAGAAUGAGUUAUAAGGAUAUAUUCGUCACUUGCCCGUACAGUCUGAUAUUAAAACGUCGUUGGCGGCGUGGUUGCGUUUUGUACCUGAUGGUUCAAUAGUGAAACCGCUCUACGCAUGUGUAGUGUGUGGUGGCCGUGC